Messenger RNA from Rangifer tarandus platyrhynchus (Svalbard reindeer), 1260 nucleotides. The record is from the annotation of a GenBank genome assembly. NCBI's taxonomy places the organism in Eukaryota, Metazoa, Chordata, Mammalia, Artiodactyla, Cervidae.
AUGCUGCCCGGGCUCGGGAGCCUGCUGCCAGGUCCACCGGCCUGCGUCCUCCUGCUCCUCCUGGCCGCAGCCCCUGCCGUCGCCCGCUGCCCCAUGCUCUGUACCUGCUACCCGGCACCGCCCACCGUGAGCUGCCAGGCCAACAACUUCUCGGCGGUGCCGCGGGCCCUGCCGCCCGGCACACAGCGCCUCUUCCUGCAGAACAACCUCAUCACCGCGCUGCGGCCCGGGUCCUUUGGGCCCAGCCUGCUCACCCUGUGGCUCUUCUCCAACAACCUCUCGGCCAUCUACCCGGGCACCUUCCGCCACCUGCAGGCGCUCGAGGAGCUGGACCUGGGCGACAACCGGCACCUGCGCUCGCUGGAGCCCGACACCUUCCAGGGCCUGGAGCGGCUGCAGUCGCUGCACCUCUAUCGCUGCCAGCUCAGCAGCCUGCCCGGCACCAUCUUCCGCGGCCUGGUCAGCCUGCAGUACCUCUACCUCCAGGAGAACAGCCUGCUCCACCUACAGGAUGACCUGUUCGCGGACCUGGCCAACCUGAGCCACCUCUUCUUGCACGGGAACCGCCUGCGGCUGCUCACGGAGCACGUGUUCCGCGGCCUGGGCAGCCUGGACCGGCUGCUGCUGCACGGGAACCGGCUGCAGGGCGUGCACCGCGCCGCCUUCCGCGGCCUCGGCCGCCUCACCAUCCUCUACCUGUUCAACAACAGCCUGGCCUCGCUGCCCGGCGAGGCGCUGGCCGACUUGCCGGCGCUCGAGUUCCUGCGACUCAACGCCAACCCUUGGGCGUGCGACUGCCGCGCGCGGCCGCUCUGGGCCUGGUUCCAGCGCGCGCGCGUGUCCAGCUCCGACGUGACGUGCGCCUCGCCGCCCGAGCGCCGGGGCCGCGACCUGCGCGCGCUCCGCGAGGCCGACUUCCAGUCCUGCCCGCCCGCCGCGCCCACGCGGCCCGGGGGCCGCGCGCGCGCCAACAGCUCCUCCAACCACCUGUACGGGGUGGCCGAGGCCGGGGCACCGCCGGCCGACCCCUCCACCCUCUACCGCGACCUGCCCGCCGAGGACGCGCGGGGGCGCCCGGGCGGCGACGCGCCCACCGAGGACGACUACUGGGGCGGCUACGGCGGCGAGGACCGGCGGGGUGAGCAGACGUGCCCUGGAGCCGCCUGCCAGGAGCCCGCGGACUCCCGCGGCCCCGCGCGCGCGCCCGGGCUCGCCGCCCCGCUGCUUUGCCUGAUAAUCCUGGCGCCCCACCACCUCUGA